Gadus chalcogrammus (walleye pollock) is the source of this 1827-nucleotide messenger RNA. RefSeq names its product putative nuclease HARBI1. The coding region runs from base 225 to 1232 and encodes 335 amino acids. Lineage: Eukaryota; Metazoa; Chordata; Actinopteri; Gadiformes; Gadidae. The record is from RefSeq and is a predicted model, not a curated record. The transcript has 2 exons.
CACAAAGGAUCUUAGGGCUAAAAGUGGGUCCUAACUGGCGAAUUUAGGAGUAACUCCUAAAAAUAAUGGGCGUGUCACUCUUAAAUUUAGGACUCCUAACUUUUUUCACUAAGAGCAAUUCACAAAGUAUUUUAGGCCUAAAAGUAGCACCUAAGUCUAGGAGAGCUUAAAAGUCCUCGAGAGGACUCCUAACUCACUAAGACCUAUUCACAAAGGAUCGCAAAAUGGCUGCGAGACGAAAUGUGUUGGAGACAAUGGAAGACUGUGAGUUGAUAAAGAGAUAUAGGCUUAAUCGUGAGGGCAUUAAAAUUGUUGUGGAGUUAGUGCGGGAUGCAAUAACAUCCCCGACUAACAGAAACAAUCCAAUUAGUCCCGAAAUAAAAUGUUUGGCAACGCUGCGCUAUUUAGCAACAGGGAAAAUGCAACUUUGCAAUGCCGACGAUUUAGGAAUAUCGCAACCAUCAGUCAGCCGUGCCAUAAACCAAACCAUCAACGCGCUCUCUAGACCACAUAUAAUCCAACAGUUUAUCCGGUUUCCUUUGGACAUUCAACAUUUACACAGGAUCAAAGCCAACUUCAUGGCAAUUGCAGGUAUGCCCGCCUUGCCCGGUGUGGUCGGUGUUAUUGACGGGACGCACAUAAAAAUAAUCGCGCCAUCAAAUGACGAGGACGCGUUCGUCAAUAGAAAGAAGGUGCAUUCCAUCAACACCCAGGUUGUUUUUGAUGCAAAUUUUAACAUACUGGAUGUUGUUGCCAAGUGGCCUGGAGCUACCCAUGAUUCGCGCAUUUUAACGGAGAGCGGUCUGAGGCAGCUUUUUGAGAGGCACCAUGUACCAGUUGGGUGUCACUUGCUGGGUGACAGUGGCUAUCCCUGCAAGACGUGGCUCUUGACACCCUACCUCAAUCCACAACCGGGAGCACAGUUAACGUAUAACAUAGCACACAAACAUACACGAAAUGUUGUGGAGAGAGGAAUUGGGCAGAUGAAACGUCGGUUUCAUGUCCUCCACGGCGAAAUUCGCCUCACCCCAGAGAGGGCAAGCACAGUAAUCACUGUAUGUGCCAUUCUCCACAACCUCUGCAAGCGGAGGAACAUUCCACAGCCAGAAGAUGAUGACGACGAUGAAGAGGACGAUGAUGAUGAUGGCGAUCAACAUGACGAGGAAUUUGGCCGUGUGGAACCGAGUGGACUGGCAUUUAGGGAUCACUUUGUGAAUACACAUUUUAGGUAAACACCUUGGCACAAAUCAGUCAACACACAUUUGUGUAGUUCAAAACAUUUAUUUUCUUUCAAUUUUUAAAAUUUUCCAUCUUAAGACAGUAAUAUUCAGUCUUCAUUUUUAUAAGCCGCUCUUUCGCUUUGAGGACCUUUCUUUGCCUUUUUAAAACCCUCAUUUCCAGCCUCAAUUUCUUCUCCAACAGUGAACUGGCACCAGCAGCAGGAGGGAGAGGAGAGCCAGUGGGUGCACCAAGAGGGAGAGUUGGAAGAGGAAGAGCAGGGAGAGGAAGAGCUGUGAGAGGAGGUGCAGCUGGAAGAGGACGAGCUGUGAGAGGAGGUGCAGCUGGAAGAGGAAGAGCUGGCAGAGGAAGGGCUAGGAUGGGGAGAAGAGGAAGAGCUGUCUGAUGUGAUGCUGCAGCUGCAGCAGGACUUUGUUCUUCAUUUCUCCUGUGGGGAAUAUAUAUAUAUAAUUUGUCACACAUUUUUGGGAAGUGGGUUGACCAGUUGCACAUUGUAAUUCUUCUGUAAAUAUUAAACAGAAAGGUUUUUCAUGGAGCCUAUUGCAAUCAUUGCAUACAUACCCCUCAAUCUCCUUUAGCAAAUCGACU